This is a messenger RNA of Drosophila montana, 9356 nucleotides long. RefSeq names its product Linear Ubiquitin E3 ligase (gene LUBEL). Gene Ontology annotation, cellular component: LUBAC complex. NCBI's taxonomy places the organism in Eukaryota, Metazoa, Arthropoda, Insecta, Diptera, Drosophilidae. The transcript is spliced from 18 exons. Bases 218 to 8935 code for a protein of 2905 amino acids. The record is from RefSeq and is a predicted model, not a curated record. Gene Ontology annotation, biological process: protein linear polyubiquitination. Gene Ontology annotation, molecular function: K63-linked polyubiquitin modification-dependent protein binding; linear polyubiquitin binding; K48-linked polyubiquitin modification-dependent protein binding.
AGUAUCUAUAGCUAUAUAUCUAUAUAUCUAUAUAUAAGUAUAUAAGUAUAUAUGUUCAUGUGCUAACAGCUGGCAGCAGCAAUUUUGAGUGCGGCGGUACGCGAAAAACAAGCCAAAUCGAAUUAUAUUGAAAUAGAAAUAAGAAGAAGAAGAAGAAGGAGAAGCAGACGAACUGUAGAACAAAACGGCUGCAGCAGACGCAGGCGAAGAGAGAAAGAUGACGACACCGCAAUUGCUCAAUAAAAACAUACGCACAAUGCCCGCCUGGGUGAACGAGGCGAACGAUCGCAUUGGACCCAAGCCGCCGCCUACGCCCAUGAAUGGUAAUGCGGCGAGUAAUGGAAGUCAGCUGAAGGUGCCGACACUGCCACCCAAGACGAAGAACACACCCGAACCCGACUACGAAGUCAUCGAGUUCUCCAAUCAGCAGCAGUACUCAAAUGAGCCCAUGAAAACUACACAGAUUCGCACCAAAACGCCAGAUAACAAACUGAAAUGCACACUGUGCGGCUCACAGAAUCCCUGGGUGACCUGUGCCGAGUGCGCGGGUCAAAUCUUUUGCGCCAGCUGCGAUGACAUGUUCCACAAGCAUCCCAAGCGGAAGCAGCAUAUACGCAAGGCUGUGGAGCAGGGCACACCGCCCGUGCCACCGAAGGCGGCGGCGGGAGGCGGCACACCGCCGGUGGCGCCACCGCGACGCAGCAAGCGCGGCUUGUUGACACCGUUUCUGGGCCGCAAGGAACAGAUGUUGCCGCCGGCCUCGCCGACGCCCUCGCACAAGUCCAAUGCCUCUGGCGUCUGGCGGGGCACAGGAGCGCCCCAAAUGAACAAUCGCCCGUUGCCGGAGCCGCCGCGUUCGGCGCCCAGCGAGGGCGGCGGCUCCUCGCGCUCCGGCACGCCCAAAUCAGUAUUCGACACGAUCAGCCGCCCGCCCUCCGUGCAGCUGGAGAAGAUCAAGACCAAGGCGAACGCCACGCUGGAUCGCAUGGCCCAGCUCCAAAUGCGCUACCGCCAACAGAGAGCGCUGCACGACACGACGGGCAGCGAACAGCAUUUGGCGAACUUCGAGCAUUGGUCAAACAACAACAUUUCACCAUCGCCAUCGCAUUUUCGUUCCGGCAGCAUGUCAUCCGGUUUGAAUUCAUCGCAUUUUGAUCUAUCGGAUGAUUCACACAAUUUUCACAAUUCCCUGUUGCUCCAACAACAACAACAACGACAACAACAACAACUACAACAACGACAGGCAGCGAGCGGUCAGCGUCGCCAAAUGAGCAGCUCCGUGUUCAAUUUGAACAGCCUGAACUCGCGUCGUCCUCUCGCCGAGAAUCAGCCGAACGGCGCCUGGCUGGCCAGUCAGCGCAUGCAACAGGCCCAAUCCUUGGCGCAGCUCAACUGCGCCGGCUGCCAGAUCCAUCAACAGCCCAACUGGCCGCCGCCGCCGUCGCCGCAUCCACAUGCUCAAAUGCCUGGCGAUGAGUGGUCACAGUUUGGCUCCCAGCAGCAGUUCAAUCACUCGAAUCUGUCGCUCAACUUGGGCGCCGGCUACUUGCCACAGCAGCAGCAGCUGCAGCAGCAUCCGCCGCACUAUCCGCCGCCCGUGUUCAUGACCCAGCGCGGCAUGAUGCCCAAUAUGUAUCCGGGCGCAGCGGGUUAUCCCAUGAUGCAUCCAGGCGUCAUGGGCAUGCCACCCACAGCUGCCUCGCGUGCCACGUCGCGCGCUCGUUACGCCGCCUCGCCCACGCCCAGCCGCAAGUCCGUGUCCGUGUCCGUGCGGCGCAAGCGCAGCAGCUAUGUGGACGAUGAGCUCACCGACGACGAGGACUCCGAUCAGGAUGACCGGCGGUCCCUGGUCUCGAAUCGCUCGGGCAUGACCAGCGCCUCGCGCGCCCAUCAGCAUCAUCAGCGUCAGCGGCGCUUGUCCAGCGCCUCGCAGCUGAUGAGCAACGGGGCCAACGAUGAGCUGGACGGAGAGCAGCGACACGGCGGCAGGCAGCACAAAAUGCGCGAUCGUCGCGGCUCCGUAGCCAAGUCCGUGCAGAGCGAGUGGCUGCCCGACCGGCGGGAUUCAAAUGCAGGAGGCGGCACCUUGAAGCGUCAUCAACAGGAACUAUCGAAAACCAGUCGCAUCUAUUCGGAUCUGGAGUCGGAGGGUUCGGGGGCACGUGCUUUGGUCCAAGCUAAAAUCCAACAGAAACUGCAGGAGGCAGAUCAGCAAAAGACGAAAGAGAAACGAGCCGAGUCCAAGCGCAGGCCAGAAAUGAAGGAUGAGAAUACGCAGGCAGCGGCGGUUGUGCAGAAGCUGACGGACACAACGCCAGCUAAGACAGAGCAAAGCGAAUCCGAGUACGAGGAGGUGGUGGAGGAGGUCACCGCCUCGGAGAGCGAGGCGGAAGCGGAAGUUCCAACAGCAGUUGCAGUGGAGGAAGCGACAGAAGAUGAUUUAGGUCCGCCGCCAACGACGCCCGAUCACGAAUGGGAAUGCGAGUUCUGCACAUUUGUGAAUGAGCCCAAUAUUAAAAUCUGUGCUAUAUGCUGCAAGACGCCAUGCAAACCACCCGUCAAGCCAAAGGCAACCAACAAGAUCGAAAACAGAUCCACCACAGUUGAGCCCAAGACGACGACGACAACAACUCAAUCAGAGGACAAGCUUGUGCGCAAGAGCGCCAUGAAGACCACAAGAUCCGUGGAGCAGGCUGUUCCGGCCACACAAAGCACGUCCAAGCUGCCAGCUGCAGUCAAGCCCAAACAGGCGAUACAAUCCAAGGCCAACAUUAAGAAAUCCGCAACAGCUGUCAAGUCCAAGCUGAAGUCCACAUCGGACAAUCAAACGGAUAGUUCCCUCUCCAAGGGUUUCAUACACAAAGAAUCCGUUGAGAAUAUUUGGAAUACACUGGAUGAGAGCAUACAGGCACAGGCGGAACAGGUACUCAAGCAGGCGCAAAAAGUCUCCACCGGCUGUGGCGGCACCCCGCCCAGGGAGCUGGCAGCCCCGAAACCGGAUGACCCGCUGCGACAGGCACGUGAAAUGGCUACGUCACCUCCGCCGCAGAACAUCUCCACACAAACCUACGAUGCGCUGCCCAUUGCAGCAGCAGCUGCUGCUACUUCCCAUCCGGAGCCAGCCAGGAUGGAGCGGAAGAUCUACUAUCGCAGCAGCUCACAGCUGACGCAGGAGAACGAGCGGGAUUUAAGAAUGCAGCCGGAGCCCGCCGCAGUUCUAUAUAACAGCGGGCAGCUGACGAGACGACCGAAUUUCAUAAACGAUCUCAGAACUCUGCAGCACCAAACCUCGUCACCAUUUGAUUUGCCGCACGAAUCGGUUGGCUACAAGCACGAACCAGCACGAGAUCCCGAGAUCGAAAUGCACAUCAUACUCAAGGAACUGGAGCUCUAUAAAUUCACUGUGGAAGAAUUGGAAGCAGCUCUGAAAUAUUGCGGCCCGGAUAUGCAUCCCAUACAAUGGCUGCGCGAGAACUGGCACAAGCUGGUCCAGACCGUGCAGAGCCUAUCCACAAAGUACGGUCAGGAGCGGGCGGAGAACACAAUCGGAACUAUCUCACAGAACGAGGCGCGUGAGGCGCUUCGGAGCUCGGCUGGAAAUGUUUGGCAGGCGGUGGCCGAGUGCAUACAGCAGCGACAGCAAAAGUAUCGCAAGCUGGCGGCGAAGGGGAAUUUCCUGAGUGAGGACAUUGUGAAUGCGUUGACGGCGCAUCAAGGUAAUGUGGAGCAGGCUUUGAUGGAACUGAAUCGCACACAGCUCAAACCAUUUCUAAUGCGCAUCUGGGGCUCGCCGAACGGCGUGGAGAAUGAGAGCGUGGCCGUAGAUAACAAGUCGGACAUCCAUGAGUUUCUCAACACACAUGCUUUGGACUGUUUGCAAAUGCAGAACAGUGAGAGUCCAGCGCUUGCCAAUCCAUUCGAUGCUCUAUACACUGAUGACACUCAUAGUCCUGCCAAGUCUACAUAUGCCACGCCCAGUCCUUACCAGCUAGAAGAUAGUACGCUCAAGAAUCUCGAAAUACUCAUUGGCAAUAUGGAACAGAAUCAGGCCAAGCAGAAUCAGGAAGUACUUCGUUCGAUUGAGACCAUGCUGGAGACUUUCAAGGGCAAGCCCGAUCAGGAGUAUGAAACGGAUCCGGAAGUCAUGCGCAUUCUUACCAAAAGUCCGAUUAGCACACUGAAAUCCCCAACCGCUUUGUCGGACAAGUCCAGCGACGAUGUCAAAAACUUUGUCUGGCAGCACAUACAGGAUAUUGAGCCCAAUCUGGUGCAGCAGGUGGAGCAAGAGCUUAUGGAACCCAUGGAACCUAUAGAAGUAGCGCCACCAAUAAACACAAUUGCGCCUGAGCCAAUCCCAGAAAAGGAGCCCACGCCACCGCCGCCUGAUCCUGGGCUUUAUAUCAUGGAAGAGUUCAUCAGGCCAAAUUUAAGAGAGAGUGCCAUACGUGAGGAAUUGCCACCGAAUUUUAUUUAUGCCACGGAAAUAGCCAACUUUAAACUGGAGUUUGAUCGUGGCAUGGAGAGAUGGCAUGAAUCGGAAUUCAAGUUGGAUGACCUGGAGGAUGCGGAGCACAUUGUCUACAAGAGCUAUAUGGCACCCAAGGUGGAAGCUGUAAAAGAAGAAGAACUACCAGAGGCCACAGUGAGCCAACAGCAGAGCCACAAUUUGCACAAUCUGGAGACUGAUAGAAAACCCAACGAUAGAGAUGCUGGCCCAUCUACAGUAGUGGAGGCAAUCGCAGCGCAGUCUUCUCUUAGCUCAGAUCCUUCUACAUCUGCUAAAAAGUCUGAUGAAAUAAUCCCAAAGGAACUUAUCAAUGCGUCGACAAACAAGCUACCAGCUCACAGCUCUUUAGUCCCAACGGCUAUUGCAACUGAGAAGUCACAAGAGAUUUCACCAGAAGAAAAUUUGGCACCUUCUGCUCUCGAGUCGAGGGUUACAGCUCAGACAACAGCUGAACUUGAGGAGAAGCCCAGCUCAAGUCGAGAAAAUAAUAAAAGAAAUAAAAGAUCCCAGUUGCCGAAAAAAGGAAGAACACGCGAUCAAAGUCAAAAGCCGGAAAACAGAAAUAGGUUGCCCAACAUUACAGCGAAAGUGUUGGAACAAAGCGAACCUAAGGAGCAGAUAGAACUGCUUCAGAUAGACACAGUGCCAAACAUAGCUGGGAUAGAAGUACAGUCUGAAAAAACAGCAACUGAAGCUGUAGCAGGAAUUGCAGAAGCUGUAAUGGAAGUAAAAGCCGAAGCAGGAGUCGCAGGAGCAGAACAAGCUAAUGAAGAAGCUAAAGCAGCAGUACAAGCUACACCUGAAGAAUCUAAGGAGGAACUACAGGCCGAAACGGAAGAAGUACAAGCAGUGGAAGCGCUUUUACAACCUGAAACAGAAACGGAAACACAAGCUGGAAGUCCUCCUUCAACAAUUCAAAUUGAAGCAGUUGACACAGAACCAAACAACGACCAUUUGGAACCAUCUGAGACUUUGGUCAAUGUUGUGGAAGUCGAAGGAGCUUCACAGGGCUCUGAAGAUAAUUCAAAGUCCCCACAAGUUUCACAGUUCGAAAACGCGCCUACUCAAGCUGGGGAGAGCAUUCCUAGUUUAGAAGCAGAUGAGAUACAAGUAACACGAGCUGCAGAGCAAGCCGAAAGAAUGCCAUCCUUAGCCGCCCUAGCCCAAACAGAGCUUCCCACAAGUAGCACAAUUGAGUUAAUUCCAACUAUUGCUGUGGCGUCCAAUCAGAAACGUAGUCCCAAACGUUUCUCUAAAAUACCCGUGCGAACUCUCAGCACAAAUAGUCUGCGCAGCGAAAGCAGAAAUAGUACACAUACGCCAACAGCAGAGGUUGAAAGAACCACUACGAAUUCCGAGGAGCAUAAGGAAUCCAGUACGGAAGAAGGCAUGCCAGAAGCUCAAGAUGUUAACUCGCAAGCAGAACCAACAACCGAGCGGAACACAUCUGCCGAGGUAGUCACACCCAACGACUCGGAGGAGGUCUUUGAAGAUGCCACAGAGUUCGGCAGUGAGGAGCAGCAGGCACACGAUGAAUCUCCCUCCGACACAGAGCUCUAUAGUCUGGACAGUGAGGAACACCCUCCAAAAUCGCCAGAAAGUGAAGUGCUGCUCGUUCUCAACCCUGAGGAGCCGACGGAGAGCUUGAGUGUAGUACAAUCUCCUAGCAGUACCACAAUCAGUUCGCAUUCAAGUGAAUCCGAUGCGGAACCGGUGGUCUUUAAGGAGUUUAUACCAUCUGGAGAUCCUACCAAGCAAAAUCUAAGUGAACUUGUGGAAGACACCCAACGUUUGAUCAAGCAAAUGCGCGACGAGAUAAGCAUGGAUGAGUUUGAGUCCACCGACGAGGAGGACUACUCCGAAGACUACUCCGAUGAGUACGAUGAGGGCGAAGAGGAAGACUGGUAUGACAGUGAGGGUGAGGAAGAAGGCACCUAUAACGAGCACGCCUCGUUUAUUGAGGAGGCCUCCAGUGGUGCAGCUGCUGGUUUGGUGGAAGGCGACGAAGAAGGCACCGAAAUUGAAGACAUUAUCGAGGAGGAUGAAUUCGAAGAGGAAGAAGACGCACUGGCAGAACAAAAACAAUUAGCUGACACGCAUGAAGCAGUCACGAGCACCUCAUCAGUCACGCCCACAAAUCAUGAAACUGAGCCAACUGAGGAAACUGAGACUGUUUCUUUCACAGGCAGGGCAGUCGAGGAGAGCAUAAAACUAGACGCAGCAUCAACAAUUGAAGCUGAGCCAGUUGUAGCUUCUGCUCCGGAAGAGCCUGCAAAUGAAGCUGAGACUUCGGUCGGAGAGACUGUGGAAUCUAUUUUCCCAACACCGAUAGCUCUUACCGAAAGUCGACCAGUAGAACUGCCCGCGGAAAUUGUUUUAGAGCCGGUUUCUCAACCAGCUGAGGCACUGACUGUGCCAACUGCCUUACCCCUAACUCCCGCUCCACCCAUUGUCGACUCCGAAACCCGUCCAUUGGAACCACCUAGCGAAACAGUAUUGGAAGAGCCCAAAAAGGUAAUCCCCAACAACAACACACACGCCACAACAAGCAAAAAGACAACCAAAACAGAGACACCAACAACUACCAAAGCACUCAGCACUCAACCCAAAGCCACCAAGACCCCGGUUAGCAAAAUACCCAAGCUCACAAAUGAAACCACAAACAACAACACCAAGAAAUUGCCGUUGCGUUCCAAGUCCUUUUCCGCGCCCAUGGGCAUCUCCUCCGUCAAACGCAUACAGCAGGAGUUCCUGCAGAAGCAAGCGCCAUCGAGUCCAACGACAGCAAGUCGUGUGCCGCUCAAGAGUAGCCCCAGCAAUAAGAAAUCCCUGACUGAGGCCAUCAACAAAUUCAAUACAAAAACCACACUGGAUGGGCCCAGCACAAGUGGGGCAGCGGCUGCGGUUAACGCUCUUCUGAAGCCCCGAACUCAGCCAAGGAUACCCAAAAAGAAAUACCACGAAACCUGCUUCUCGGAUGACGACUACGAGACCUCGGCUACAGAGGAGGAUGACCAGGAACAGCUGCCGGCACCAGUCAAGGCCGAAAUGCUUCAGCGUAAACUCAGCAUGCCCGUCUUUCGCGCCUAUCCCAGUGUCCAGGAACCAGUCAUUGAGGAGCCAGCGGUGCUGGCACGCAAAUAUGUGGAACAGCAGCUGGUGACGAACAUUGCGGAAGCACAAAUAGCCGCCACUCUGGUGAACAUGAAGUUCCAGGAGGAUGUCGCUCUGUGGGCGGCCAGAGAGUGCUCGGAUUUGGAUCAGGCCAUAUCCAUGUUGCAGCAGGAAUGCGAGCUAUGCAUGAAUAACUAUCCAAUGAAUCAGAUUGUGUCCAUGCUGAAGUGCACCCACAAAUGUUGCAAACAGUGCGCCAAAAGCUAUUUCACCGUACAGAUAACCGACCGCAGUAUAAACGAUUGCAGCUGCCCGUACUGUAAGCUGCCCGAGCUGAGCAACGAGCUGCAGCAUGAGGAUGAACAUUUGGAAUACUUUUCCAAUUUGGAUAUAUUUCUGAAGAGCAUUUUGGACAGCGAUGUGCACGAGCUGUUCCAGCGCAAACUGCGGGAUCGUACACUGUUGCAGGAUCCCAAUUUCAAGUGGUGCAUACAGUGCUCCUCGGGUUUCUUUGCCCGACCCAAGCAGAAGCGUUUGAUAUGCCCCGAUUGUGGUUCGGUGACCUGUGCCCAGUGCCGCAAGCCCUGGGAACGCCAACACGAGGGCACCAGCUGUGAGGCGUAUCUCGAGUGGAAGCGGGAGAACGAUCCGGAGCUGCAGGCCCAAGGAGUACAGGAGCAUUUGGCCCAAAAUGGCAUCGAUUGUCCCAAGUGCAAGUUUCGCUAUUCAUUGGCCAGGGGCGGCUGCAUGCAUUUCACCUGCACCCAGUGUAAAUUUGAGUUCUGCUACGGCUGCGCCAGACCCUUCAUGAUGGGCGCCAAGUGCAACAUUUCCCCGUACUGCGCCAAGCUGGGCUUGCAUGCCCAUCAUCCACGCAAUUGUCUCUUCUAUCUGCGCGACAAGAUACCCUUGCAGCUGCAGUUCCUGCUCAAGGAGCACAAGGUCAAGUUCGACACGGAACCUGUGGAGCUGCAGGACGAGCCAAGCAGCUCCAGCAAGGCGCGCGCCCAGGCACGCUGUCCCAUACCGCUGCAGAAGGAGACACCACAGGGCCUAGUCGACACUGUCUGCAACAGCGAAGUGCCCGAAAAACAUGCGGGCAUGUGUCGCACACAUUACGUAGAGUAUUUGGCUGGGAAGGUGGCCAAGGCCAGCAUCGAUCCGUUGCCCAUUUUCGAUUUGACGGACUGCGUACAGGAGUUACGUAGGCGUGGCAUUGCCCUGCCCGAACGUGGGCCCUGGGACACCGACGAGAUCUACAAGAACAUGUGCUCUGAGGUAAUCAAACAACAUAUACCACUGAAAUCGGCCUGAGUGCGAUCGUAUAUAUAUAUACAUAUAUAUACAAUAGCUGGACCCGGCUGGAUAUGGCUCUUCCUGAACAACUUGGACGUCGCUCUUUGAGUGCUGCACUUUUUUUCAUAUCAUGCAAUUCUUUAUGAUUUAUCGCAUACAUUUUUAUAUAGACAUUUUUAUAUAUAUAUAUAGAGCAUACACAUAUAUGUUUAUGUAAAUUUUAGACAGCUUUUUAGACAUUCACACGCCCCCGCCCCCGCCCAUUCGUACACACCCACAGAUCUAUUUGUUUAGCUAGUAAGCAAUUUGAAAUGAUUUUUGUUUUGCACAGCAUCAGCCGAGACACAAACCAUAGACUUUAUAUGGACAGACGAGAGAGAGACAGACACGUGGCAUUAAUGGCAUCCAAUAAACAAGCUUUUGUGUGUGCAACAAUUUA